UCUUUUAUCAUUAUAUUUUCUCUUGAUAACAAUUUUUUAUACAUAUCAGACCAAUUAUCCUUUGAAAUGGGAAACAGCCAGACAACCCCGUCGUCCACCGCUCCCGCCACCGGAGAGUACAACGCUGCGUCCAUCCCUCCCGGCGGCGUUGUCACCAUCCUUAGCAUUGAUGGAGGUGGCAUCCGUGGCAUCAUCCCCGGCACCAUUGUUGCUUACCUUGAAGAGCAGCUUCAAGCUUUGGACGGUCCGGAUGCAAGAGUAGCGGACUACUUCGAUGUGAUUGCCGGAACGAGCACCGGAGGGCUGAUGACCACCAUGUUAGCAGCGCCGGACAAAAACAAGCGCCCCCUCUAUGCCGGCAAGGAUAUCGUCCCUUUCUACAAGGAGCACGGACCAAAGAUCUUCCCAUCAGCAGGAGCAUUGGAGGUGGUUAGAAGCGCAACCAGCCUGUUGGCAGGCCCCAAGUAUGACGGCAAAUACCUACACCAAGUCCUCCAGGACCAACUUGGAGACACCCGGUUGAGCGAAACGUUGACUCACGUUGUCAUUCCUACCUUUGAUAUCAAGACCUUCCAACCCACAGUUUUCACCACCUGCGAUGUUAAGGAUUCCCCCGAAAAGAAUGCUAAGUUGUCAGACAUAUGCAUUGGCACCUCUGCAGCUCCGACAUACUUACCCGGCCAUUACUUUGACACCGCCGAUGCUAGCGGUGGAAAGGUCGAGUUCAACCUCAUUGACGGCGGUGUAGCGGCAAACAAUCCGACUCUUGUUGCGAUUAGCACGGUGACGCAAAGGAUGGUGGCUCAGGAUCCAAAUUUCCUGACAUCAUCAACUUCGUCGAAUGAGCCAAUUGGGUGCCACCGGUUCUUGAUAUUGUCGGUGGGCACCGGCAAUGCAAAAAGUUCUGACAAGUACACGGCGGAACAGGCGGCGAAAUGGGGUGUUUUGGCGUGGCUGGUCCAAGGAGACGGCAACCCUUUGAUUGAUGUAUUCUCCGGUGCAAGUGCGGACAUGGUGGAUUAUCAUAUCGCCACCAUUUUCCAGGCUCUUCAAGCCGGAGAUAACUAUCUCCGCAUCCAGGAGGACGAUUUACAAGGGUCGACAGCAUCGGUUGAUGUUACGACAAAGGAAAACUUGGAUGCACUUGAAAAGGUUGGGAAGAACUUGUUGACGAAAACGGUUACAAAGAUGAAUCUGUUGACAGGGAAGAAUGAACCGGUUCCCGAAGCUGGAACAAACCAAGAUGCUCUCAAAAGGUUGGCCGGUUUGCUGUCGGAGGAGAGGAGGCGCCGUACAAUCGCGGCACUUACCGCCAGCAAGUAGCCAAGUUGUUGAUCAUAUGGUGUGUCUUGAUGAAUUUCUGGUACUUGAAUUAUUGUUGAAUACGGCACGUAUAUAUCCUUCGACAUGAAAAAGGUUAAUUGUGCCACUGGGAUUGGUUACAUAUGUAUGUGUGUGUGUAUCUUGUACUGUGGGAAGAAAAUUCCGAUUUAUGUAACUAUGAAUGUAAUAAUAAUAAUUCCCAGAGAAGAAUGGAAUAAAUCAUUAUCAAUUGCUCUUCUCAUAA
Molecule: messenger RNA, 1567 nt
Organism: Ipomoea triloba (trilobed morning glory)
Lineage: Eukaryota; Viridiplantae; Streptophyta; Magnoliopsida; Solanales; Convolvulaceae
Product: patatin-like protein 1
Exons: 7
Coding region: 67-1323 (418 amino acids)
Biological process (GO): lipid metabolic process
Molecular function (GO): glycerophospholipase activity; monoacylglycerol lipase activity
Source: RefSeq, a predicted model, not a curated record